AGCCUAGUGAUUCGCAAUCAACGAAAGUAAAAAGUUGUUAGCUAUAAAUAAAGAAAUGCAGUGAAAAAUUGGUUCAGCUGUCUGGAAUUUGAGGAAUCUUGAAUCAAUGGCUCCUGUAAAUCGCCCCGUUUCUUUCCCCCAUUGAAUUGUCGCCAUUUGUAUCCUUCGCUAAAGCUCUUUUUAGCCCUUUUCCUAGGGCUUCCUUUCCCCCCUUAUAAAUCCCCUCGUCACCCCAAUUUCCGCGUCGUGCUGCUUGCUCUUGCGCUAAAGAUUCAAUUUUCGAAAGGUUGGGUUGUGGAAUUCAUCACUUGAUUGGUUUGUUCUUUAUUUUGCUAUAAAGGAUUGGACACUCAGAGAGUCAGAGUUAUCCGUGAAAGACAGUAUAUAUCUGCUGAAAUGGAUGAUGGGGAGCUUGAUUUCCCAAAUGACCAAAUGUUGUCAUGCUUGGACAUAACUAAUGCUCAGAGCAGUUGCUCGUUCGACAUAGACGAGUUUCUUAGUCGGACGCAGUCUUGCAAUGAUGCCCUUGGUCGAACAGAGGCUUACACCGAUGGUCUUGGUCGAACACAGGCCUGCACUCAUGCUCAUGCUUGCAACCCGUCGGGCCCUGAUCAAUCCCACACGCAUACGUGCAUUCAUGUCCACACGCAAAUUAUGCCCUCCCCUAGUGAAGGUCAGGACCCCAGCGACGACACCGCUGAAUCGGUGGAUAAGAAAUCUAAAAAGAGGCCGUUGGGCAACCGUGAAGCUGUACGUAAGUACAGGGAGAAGAAGAAAGCUAGGGCUGCAUCGUUGGAGGAUGAGGUUAUCAGGUUGAGGGCUUUGAACCAGCAGCUAAUGAAGAGGCUCCAGGGUCAGGCGUUGCUGGAGGCCGAGGUUGCUAGGCUUAAGUGCUUGCUCGUGGACAUCAGAGGGAGGAUUGAGGGAGAAAUUGGAUCUUUCCCUUACCAGAAGCCGAACAAGAGUGAGGAUGUCUAUCAGAACAUGGCGAAUCCUAAUAAUCCUGGAAGAUACGUGAUCAAUCCGUGUAAUAUGCAGCGUAAUGAUCCGCUUUACUGCAUUCAUCCUGGAUCAGAAGCGGCGUUAAGUGGGCAAGGCCUUGGGGAUUGUGGGUUUGACAAUCUUCAAUGUCCGGGAAAUCAAAAUUCUGAUCCGGAGGAAUUCCCUGAUUGUGGACUCGGCAAUGUUAACCUUGUUUCUAAUGCCAAUGCUUCCAGUGGAAGUAAAAGAAAAGGCUCGCGUGCUGCAAUGGUUAGGUGAAGAGCUGGUCAGAUGGGGGCGAUCUCAACGUUGAGAACGAGCAUUCCCCCUGGCUCAUUUCCAUCCUCAAUUUUGAGAUCAGCAGCAGCCCCAUCACCUCCCUCUAAUAAGCUAGAGUUGGCCAUGCAUAAAAUUGGUGGGUUUUGUGUACAGUAGUUUCCAUAUUCUAUGCAGUGUAAAGCAAAAGCAUCGGAGCAAUAGCUAGCAGAAGUCGAGGAGAGGACUAAUCUUUUGGGUUUUUAAGCUUUCCUAGGUUUACUCUUAUCAGCCUCCAGGUAUUCACAAGGCACCAGAACUCGUUUUAUUUCGUUUUUUGAUGUGUUCUCGACUGUAUUUUCUUCCCUUUCUCGGAAUGUUGUUUCUCUAAUUUGGAAACGUGAAGUAUCAUGCAAUGUGGAGUUCUAUCUAUAAUCAUGUGCCAUGAGCAAAUAUUAUUGUUUGCCAUGAUCUGGCUAGAAA
Salvia miltiorrhiza (redroot sage) is the source of this 1719-nucleotide messenger RNA. RefSeq names its product basic leucine zipper 19-like. The transcript is spliced from 3 exons. Gene Ontology annotation, molecular function: RNA polymerase II cis-regulatory region sequence-specific DNA binding; DNA-binding transcription factor activity, RNA polymerase II-specific. Gene Ontology annotation, biological process: regulation of transcription by RNA polymerase II; DNA-templated transcription. The coding region runs from base 397 to 1260 and encodes 287 amino acids. The record is from RefSeq and is a predicted model, not a curated record. NCBI's taxonomy places the organism in Eukaryota, Viridiplantae, Streptophyta, Magnoliopsida, Lamiales, Lamiaceae.